This is a messenger RNA of Gossypium arboreum, 1115 nucleotides long. Its product is annotated as protein FIP1. The transcript has 13 exons. NCBI's taxonomy places the organism in Eukaryota, Viridiplantae, Streptophyta, Magnoliopsida, Malvales, Malvaceae. Gene Ontology annotation, cellular component: lysosomal membrane; late endosome. The record is from RefSeq and is a predicted model, not a curated record. The coding region runs from base 1 to 945 and encodes 314 amino acids.
AUGCAUUUGGCAGGUUACGCAAUCUUGGCUGCAGCAGCUCCUUGGAUAUUUCAGCCUAUUGGGCAUUUAGUCUUACCAUUGCUUUGCAGUUGUGAUGUUGUUCUUUUAAUAGUCACAGGCAUUUUUCAGCAAUACCAUGUUUAUCAAGUCCAGAAGAUACGUUUACAAGGUUACUAUAGUUUCAGUCAGAAGUUGAAGCAUAUUGUUCGUCUACCGUUCGCCAUUACUGCUUAUGGAACUGCUGGAAUGAUACUUGUCAUGGUCUGGGAACCCUAUAUUCGUAUCCUUUCUACCUCUACUAUACUCAGGAUUAUUAUGUUGGUUGAAGCAGUAUGUUCUGGGUUCUUUAUGAGUGUGUAUAUCGGUUACGUAUAUCAGUACAAUUCAUUGGAUUCUCAGCCUGAUGUUUUGAAGUCAUUAUAUUCUCCCCUUCAAGCAUCAAGUCCUUUGGAAGAUUUGAGGUAUCAUGACGGUGGUCGACUCUCUGAUCAGCAAAUGGCUUUACUGCAGUAUCAGCGUGAAAACCUUCAUUUUCUAAGUGAGGAGAUUCUUCGAUUGCAAGAGUGCUUGAGCAAAUCUGAAGGAUCUAAUGAUGGAAGCACACCUCAGGUCGAUCUUGCCCAUCUAUUAGCAGCUCGUGAUCAAGAAUUACGAACAGUUUCAGCUGAGAUGAAUCAGCUGCAGUCCGAACUAAGACUUGCUCGAUCUUUAAUAGCCGACACAGAAGCAGAGGUCCAAUGCGUUCGAACAACUAACAGUCAGUAUGUCGAAGAGAAUGAAAGACUGAGAGCUAUUCUAGGAGAAUGGAGCACUCGAGCAGCAAAGCUCGAGCGAGCAUUGGAAGUUGAGCGGAUGUCGAACCUCGAAUUACAAAAGAAGAUUUCAACAUUUAGAAACCAAACAUAUGCGUCUUCAACUGAAUCAAGCGAGCAGCGUGGAGCCUAAAUUGACUCCUUCCACACCAAUAUGUAUAGACAAAUCCCAACACUUUUGGAGUGGAAUUAGUUUUUUUUUUUUCUCUUUUUCUUUUUUGUUCUAUGCUUAAAUGAAGAAUUGAAGACGUUUUUAGAAUAAGACCAAUCUUAUAUCAGUAAAUUACACCAUUAAUCAUUAAA